This is a messenger RNA of Xylaria bambusicola, 956 nucleotides long. RefSeq lists its product as uncharacterized. The record is from RefSeq and is a predicted model, not a curated record. The transcript is spliced from 3 exons. The coding region runs from base 205 to 846 and encodes 213 amino acids. Lineage: Eukaryota; Fungi; Ascomycota; Sordariomycetes; Xylariales; Xylariaceae.
GCCAUAUAGUGGCUUUAAUUCGCAUGCCCCUUGUAAUGAGGGAAGUAAACAAUGAUUGGAAUGAUUAAGAGGCCCAGAUAUGGGCUGUCCAUUUCUGGUGGAGCUCCAACAGCUAUCUGCCUAUAGUUGUCUGCCUAUUAGAAAGACAGCUUCCCACAUCAGUCCAAUGCAAGAUACCCCACCAAAACCACCAAAAUAACUCCAAUGCCGUCAUCAAGAGCCACUCCGUCUUCCUCGCAAAAUCUCUGGACACUUGCGCUUUUCUUCCUUCUGCUGAUAGCAUUGUUCCCGGAUCUGUUCCACUAUCUCUGGGUACUACCAUUCGCCUAUUUGAAUCCCUUCAGCCACGCAACGCAGUCCCCCAAGCCCAAAAGUGACAUAGUAACUCCACAGCAGCCAGCGACGACCAUGUGGUUCCAGAAGCAAUUCACGCUCCCGGCCCGCUCGCGCGGCUCCUACCUCAUCACCUCUGAAGUCAUGGAGGCGCUUCCUGAGAUAGGACAGUACAAGGUCGGCUUGCUUAAUCUCUUUGUCCAGCACACGAGUUGUGCGCUCAGCCUCAACGAGAACUGGGAUGAGGAUGUAAGAGCCGACAUGAGCGAUGCAUUGGACAGGAUAGCGCCCGAGUCUACCAAGGGAAACGAGCUGUACAGACAUAGCGCGGAGGGAAGGGAUGACAUGCCGGCGCAUAUCAAGAGCGCCUUGAUUGGCGCCAGUGUCACCAUCCCGAUCAAGGACGGCAAGCUUGCUACGGGGACGUGGCAGGGCAUAUGGUAUCUCGAAUUCCGCGCUAGCAGGCAUACAAGACGGGUAAUGGCUACUAUUCAGGGAGAGAAAGCAGCGUGAACAAUGGUACGGUCAACGAAAAGAAGUUACUAUAAUUUAGAUUUGGGGUCCCGCGCUCCUACAAAGCGCGAAUUGACCGGAAUCCUAGACAUUACGCCGUGGUCUUAACU